AUGGGAAGAAGUAACUCCACAGACCCGGUGAGGAAUAACGAGACUGAGCCAGAGAUCUUCCUCCUGACGGGUCUCUCCAGCCAGCCCCAUACUCGUGUGGUGCUCUUUGUUGUGUUUUUUAUCCUCUACUUGAUCACCAUCUUGGGGAAUGGACUCAUUGUCCUAUUGAUCAUAGCUGAUUCUCACCUCCACACUCCCAUGUAUUUCUUCCUUGGAAAUCUCUCCCUUCUUGACAUUUGCUAUUCUUCCAGCACGAUCCCACAGAUGCUGGUCCACAACCUCACAAAAAGACCCACAAUCACCAAUGCCAGGUGUUUCAUCCAGAUGUGCAUCUCCCUCUUCCUUGGUGUGGCAGAAUGCAUUUUGCUGGCCAUCAUGGCAUACGACCGCUAUGUGGCUAUAUGCAGCCCACUCCACUACACGCUCAUCAUGAACCGAAAGAAGUGUGGCUGGUUGGCUAGUUCCUCUUGGGCCUUGGCUUUCCUCCUGACCAUCGUACCAUCCUUCACAAUGAAGAUCCAACUGUGUGGACACAACGUCAUUGAUCAUUUUGCAUGUGAGGUGCAGGCUGUUGUGAAACUGGCAUGCUCAGACAUCACAGCAAAUGUUGACCUCAUGUCAGGCAGCAGUGUGUUUACCCUCCUUGUACCAUUUGCCUUCAUCCUGGUGACCUAUGUACGCAUUUCUCUGGCAGUGUUGAGGAUCCGUUCAACACAUGGUUGGAGGAAGGCUUUCUCAACCUGUGGCUCCCACCUUACAGUGGUUGGGAUCUUCUAUGGCACAGCUAUGGCUAUGUACUUGAGACCACAAAACAGAUCCUCAGAGCAGGACAAGUUUGUUGCCAUCGUCUAUGCAGUGGUCACCCCCAUGCUCAAUCCUAUCAUCUACAGCUUGAGGAACAAGGAUGUGAAGGAAGCUUUGUGGAGACUAAUGGGCAAAAACAUGGGUCCUAAAGGCUAG
Molecule: messenger RNA, 960 nt
Organism: Gekko japonicus
Lineage: Eukaryota; Metazoa; Chordata; Lepidosauria; Squamata; Gekkonidae
Product: olfactory receptor 13H1-like
Exons: 1
Coding region: 1-960 (319 amino acids)
Biological process (GO): G protein-coupled receptor signaling pathway
Cellular component (GO): membrane
Molecular function (GO): G protein-coupled receptor activity; olfactory receptor activity
Source: RefSeq, a predicted model, not a curated record